Molecule: messenger RNA, 1538 nt
Organism: Tribolium castaneum (red flour beetle)
Lineage: Eukaryota; Metazoa; Arthropoda; Insecta; Coleoptera; Tenebrionidae
Product: myrosinase 1
Exons: 4
Coding region: 56-1507 (483 amino acids)
Biological process (GO): carbohydrate metabolic process
Molecular function (GO): beta-glucosidase activity
Source: RefSeq, a predicted model, not a curated record
CGAGCUACAACUAAGAUUAAAAAAGUAAACCCAUAAUAACGUUUUCUUAUUAACCAUGAAGCUGUUACUUUCUGCAAUUCUGUUGUACACUAUCAGCCCAACCAAAUCCCAAUGGUCCUUUCCAGACGACUUCAAAUUCGGAGUAGCCACUGCGGCUUACCAAAUCGAAGGCGGCUGGAACGCUGAUGGUAAAGGAGUUAACGUAUGGGACCACCUAACCCACACCAACCCAAAUUUUACCAUCGAUAAUUCAAACGGCGACAUUGCGUGCGAUUCUUACCACAAAUGGCAAGAAGACGUCCAAAUGCUGAAAAACUUAGGCGUCGACUUUUACCGAUUUUCGCUGUCCUGGACACGAAUCCUGCCGCAAGGAUUCGCCUCCGAGAUAAACACGGCUGGCGUCCAAUAUUACAACAACCUAAUUGAUGAAUUAAUAGCAAACGGCAUCGAGCCAUGUGUUACCCUCUUCCACUGGGACUCUCCGCAGAUGUUCAGCUCCUUUGGAGGUUACUACAACCCGGUCUUCGUCGACUUGUUUGCGAAUUACGCACGGAUUGCGUUUAAAUUAUUCGGAGACCGUGUCAAAACUUGGAUUACUUUCAACGAACCCAAAGUUGUGUGUCAGGAUUAUAAUGAGUUUAUGGGACUUGUAAAUGAGGUUUAUCCUAAUGGAGUUAUUGAAUAUUUAUGUACUCACGAUCUUCUCAAAGCUCACGCUGAAGCUUAUCAUAUUUACGAUAAUGAAUUUCGGGCGCAACAGAACGGCAAAGUCGGAAUAACUCUGAAUUUUGAAUGGUCGGAACCGGCCAGUGUUAAGUCGGAAGAUGUCGAAGCUGCUGAACAAAGAAGACAAUUCGAGUUUGGAUUAUUCGCCAGUCCAAUAGUUUACGGAAAUUAUCCCGAAGUUGUUAUCAAAAGAGUGGCUCACAGGAGCAAACGAGAAGGUUUCCCCCACUCGCGUCUACCGAAAUUUACUUUAACAGAACAGCUCAAAUUGAAAGGAACAUACGAUUUCAUCGGCCUUAAUCAUUACAACAGUUGGUUGGUUAAAGCCUCACCAGAACAACCGUUCGGAGAACCGAGUUAUGACAAAGAUGUGGGGACGGAACGAUUUGUUGAUCCAUCUUGGGAGGACACAGAAUGGGACGGGAAGAUUGCACCUUUUGGGCUUCAAAACAGUCUUAAGUGGAUUAAAGCAACGUACAAAAAUUCCCUAAUUUUGAUCACUGAGAACGGAUAUCCGGACAAAACCGGGACUUUGGAAGACAACAGAAGAAUCAAUUUCCUCAGACAGUAUUUGAACGCUACUCUUCAGGCAAUACACCAAGACCAAGUAAAUGUGAAAGCUUACACCGUCUGGAGUCUGAUGGAUAAUUUCGAAUGGGCCCAAGGAUUUACGGUCAAGUUUGGUUUGUACAAUGUUGAUUUUACUACGAAUGAAAGAACGAGGACUGCGAAAAAAUCGGUAGAAUAUUAUAGAAGUGUUAUAAAGGAUCGAGUUGUUUAAUAUUUAUCUUGAAAAUAAAGAACACAAUUGA